AUGUCACACAGGUUAAAGUUACAGCGCUAUCAGAACCCCACCAGGCCUGAUGACUUGGAGGGUGGUCUGAGCAGUCAGGAGAGGACACUGGCUGUGCUGCUGGAGCAGGCCUUGAGGAUCAAACAGGAGGUGGCAGCAGGUCUGCAGUCCGCCCAGGGCUCCGUCCAGGUCGAGGCACUGUCCCGCAAGCUGCUGGAGAAUCACAUGCUGACCAUGACAGGCAUUGUCAAGCAGCUUAGCAUGGACAUACAGGCCCUGGAGAGACAGAUCGCCCAGCGGGACUCCGUCACCUCUGGAACCACAAUGGCUGUUCAAAGCCUGGACCUGAAGAACGUGGCUGGCAUUGGAGACCUGAGAGGCAGAGUAACCAGCUAUUAUAUCAGGUGUGAUGCCGGCAUCGCCAAGCUGAGCGCUGACAUGAGCUCUGCGGAGCGGCGGUUGAUUAGACUGCAGCAGGAGGUGGCAGAGCUCAGGUCAGCCGCGGACGUACGGCUCAAAGAGCUGCAAGUCAAGGUUUAUCACGACCUGUGGAGGCUGGAGGCCUCAUUGGCAGAGAAUUCCCAGGAACAAAAGAUCUCUACGGCUGAUCUGCAGACACAAGUUAAACUACUAGAAGCCAGGAUAUCAGGUGAACUGAAGGAAGCCAAGGAGCAGACAGAUUCGCUGAGGAGGCGGACAGAACAACAGCUCAACAGCUUAGCCCAGACUCAUACGGAAAGCAGCCAGCAGCAGCGCAUGCAACUGCAGGACACAAUGUUAGAGGCAGAGUCUAGAUCAGCUGUCCGGCUAAGUGCUCCAGAGGCCCGUGUGGAGCAGUUUGAGGCCCAGCGGGGUCAGACCAACCGGCGUCAGGCAGAUCAGCUGAAACUCGGUAGAAGAGAGACCUCAGUGGAGAGCAGCCUUCGCCAGGAGCUGCAGCUGCUCAAACAGGAAUACCACAAAGAACUUGACAGGACAACAUCCCCUGUCAUCCACAUCUCUAAAUCAGGAUGUCAGUGCAGUUCUCUGGCUGGGAGGUGGUCGACGAUGGUGCUUCUGGUGUGGAGCUGGAGGCGUCCCAGAGACCACGAAACCGGGGCGUCUACACCAUGUACCACGGGACCAGUGUUGCCAGCGCAAGGCUCAUCCUCACCAAUGGUUUUAAACCGUCAUCGAAUGGCAUGCUGGGAAUGGGCGUCUAUGUCAGUCGUAACAUAAAAAAGGCGGCUCAUUAUCCAUUGAACAGUAGCAUUACAGACCGCGUGGUGUUUGUGUUGCAUGUGCGCGUUGGCCGUGUCAAGCGUAU
Molecule: messenger RNA, 1285 nt
Organism: Anarrhichthys ocellatus (wolf-eel)
Lineage: Eukaryota; Metazoa; Chordata; Actinopteri; Perciformes; Anarhichadidae
Gene: fam81b
Product: family with sequence similarity 81 member B
Exons: 8
Coding region: 1-1197 (398 amino acids)
Source: RefSeq, a predicted model, not a curated record